GCACAGCACGAUUUGCACGCUGUCCUCUGCCUUAUUGUUCAGUCUACAAAAAAAAAAAUUCCAGAAAUUGCAACAUCAAUUUUCAAGUCAAAUUACUCCAACCCGUCAACCACAAAAACAGCAACCUUCGACAUCUGAGUAAAUCACCGAACAAAACCCCAUAACCUUUGCAGACGCGACCUCAGCCAGAACCUACACUGAACUCAGAAACUCUUCCAAGCCAAAUUCACAUCCAGAGACCCAACACCGAAAUCAACCACUACAAACAGAUCAAAACCACCGGCGGCAACCACCCAUCUUAGCCAUAAGCCACCACUGAAAACCAGCAUCAACCAAACACAAUCUUCAACCUCUGCACCAUUUUCACCUCUUCUUUCGCAUUGCUGAGAUACAAAGACUGUUUAAGGUUAGGGCCCAUUCUUGAAGAUGAAGGGUGGCAUGUGGGAUAAAUGGAGACCAGCGGUGCUAAUGGCGAUAGUGCAGAUCACAUUUGCAGCUUGCAAUAUACUCUACAAGCUUACCAUUUAUGAUGGAAUGAGCACCAUUAUUCUUUCAGCCUACCGUCUCGCCUUCGCAGCGCUUACCACUAUUCCCCUUGCUUUAGUUUUUGAGAGGCAAAGACCAAACAUGACUUGGAAGGUGUUUGGUUUGGCAUUUCUCAGUGGAUUGUUUGGUGGAACUUUAUUUCAAAACUUAUUCUACGGAGCCAUGACAUUAGCGCCAGCAACCUUGGUGUCCGCACUCUACAACCUUAUUCCUUCCAUCACCUUUAUCUUGGCCAUUUCCAUCGGUUUCGAAAAAUUAAAUUGGGGAGCAGCAGCAGGAAAGGCCAAGGUGUUCGGAACUAUAAGUGGACUUGUUGGGGCAAUGGUGCUGGCCUUUUAUAAAGGGAUAGUAUUUGAUAUUUGGCCUUUUCAUUUCAACCUUUAUUCAUUACUACCAGGGCACGAGAACGCUGACCCUGGUAGUAAUGAAUUGUUGGGUGCUCUAAGCGUCAUAGCAAGCUGCUUCUGUUUCUCUGUGUGGCUGAUCAUUCAGGCUAAGAUAAAUGAGGUAUAUCCAUGCUAUUACACAAGCAUAGCUUUGAUGUGUACAAUAGGAGCAAUACAAUCCAUUAUUUUUGGUCUUUGUGUUGAGAGGGAUUGGAACCAAUGGAAAAUGGGUUGGGAUGUCAGGCUCCUAACUGCGGCGUACUCGGGAAUUAUGGCCUCCGGAUUUAUGAUUAUUUUCAUUGCAUAUUGCAUACGAGUGAGAGGCCCUUUAUUUGCAUCUUCUUUCAACCCUCUAAUGCUUGUGCUUGUGGCUAUCGUUGCUUCUCUGACGUUGGAUGAAAAAUUAUAUUUGGGAAGUGCGAUUGGAUCGGUGCUGAUUGUGAUUGGACUAUAUGCGGUGCUAUGGGGUAAGAGCAAAGAAAUGCAAAAGAUGACUCAGUCAAAGCCAUCAGAAACCACUGAAGAUUCCGAAGCUACGAGGCCAUUGUUGGAUCCAUGAUGGCCUGAUAAUAGCUCAUGAUAAAAUAUGACCGUAAAUAGUUAUUGCAACCAAAAAUAAUACUAUCAGUAAUGCUUUUAAUGAUCAUGACGAUCUGUAAAAAAUAUGGACGGGGAAGAACAUGAUAUUCACAAUAUAAUAGCAUAGAAUAAGCUCUCUCCUAAGAUAGUAGAAUUUUCUAUUGAGUGCUGAGGAUGUAGAAUAUAUCAUGUCCAUUUCCAGUUGCGAUUGCUUGUGUCUUGUUUCUUCAAUUUUUGGCUUUGUUUUUGUUUUUUUGUAAUAGUGUCACAUCCUGUGUAAUAUUGUUAGAAUCUGCACAUUUGAUUAAACGUUAAAGUGUGUGUCAUUUUAAAAGAUAUAAAAUUGUGUCAUUUUAAGUGAGAAAAA
Messenger RNA from Gastrolobium bilobum, 1878 nucleotides. Its product is annotated as WAT1-related protein At1g68170-like. Gene Ontology annotation, cellular component: plasma membrane. Gene Ontology annotation, molecular function: transmembrane transporter activity. The transcript has 8 exons. NCBI's taxonomy places the organism in Eukaryota, Viridiplantae, Streptophyta, Magnoliopsida, Fabales, Fabaceae. The record is from RefSeq and is a predicted model, not a curated record. The coding region runs from base 427 to 1491 and encodes 354 amino acids.